AUGUCAACAAUUCAGCAGCUCAAGAACUUCAUCCGCCACGGUAAGCAGGCCAGGGUAAACAACUACGAAGACACCCCCCGGAAACAUGAACAAUCCCCGCCCACAAUUUCAGCACAGAAAGCCAUGGCUCACGUAACGGAGCCCGCAAUGGGCCACAAUGCACACCAACAGGGACCCGUACCAGAAGCAUAUUCGGUCCAGCCUGGUGAGAACAAGAACCGCGUUGCCCAAGCGGACAAUGUCGCAGCCCACCACGCUGAACAGACCAUCGAGGCUGCCAAGUCCAAGCCUAAGCGUCACGAAGACGACCAUGUCGCCAAGUUGGUCCGCGAAGAGAACGAGAGUAAGAGCAAGUUCCCCAGGUAUCCAGGCCUAGAACGAUGGGAGCUCGUCGAGAAGAUGGGCGAUGGUGCCUUCAGCAACGUCUACCGUGCACGCGACUUGACAGGAGUUGCCGGCGAGUGCGCCAUCAAGGUCGUUCGGAAAUUCGAGAUGAACAACAUGCAGGGCCAGAAGCAUUUACAUCCGGACUUCAAGAAGGUGCCGAAGGCUGCAGAGCGAGCCAAUAUUUUGAAGGAGGUGCAAAUCAUGCGCCAGCUCGACCACCCCAACAUCAUUAAACUCAUCGAUUUCGCGGAGUCAAGGCAAUACUACUACAUCAUUUUAGAGCUUGCACCAGGGGGUGAGCUCUUCCACCAGAUCGUUCGCCUUACCUAUUUCAGUGAAGAUCUGUCGAGACACGUGAUCACACAGGUCGCAAAGGCUCUAGAGUAUUUACACGAGGAGCGUGGUGUGGUUCAUCGCGACAUUAAACCCGAGAACAUUCUUUUCUAUUCUACUCCUUUCGUACCUGCGAAAACCCCGAAGCCAAAGCAACCUGGAGACGAGGAUAAAGUCGACGAGGGUGAAUUCAUACCAGGGGUGGGCGCUGGGGGCAUCGGCCAAAUCAAGAUUGCGGAUUUUGGUCUCUCAAAAAUUGUGUGGGACAAUCAGACCAUGACCCCAUGUGGAACUGUCGGAUACACUGCUCCAGAAAUUGUCAAGGAUGAACGAUACUCGAAAUCGGUGGACAUGUGGGCAUUGGGUUGCGUACUCUACACCCUGCUCUGUGGUUUCCCACCAUUCUACGACGAGAGUAUAGAGAUCCUCACCGAAAAAGUGGCGAAGGGUCAAUACACGUUCCUUUCACCUUGGUGGGACGAUAUCUCGAAAUCUGCCCAGGACUUGAUUACACAUCUACUCACUGUCGAUCCGGAAAAACGAUACACGAUCACUGAAUUCUUGGCCCAUCCUUGGAUCGUCGGAUCUGGACCUACACCACGUGAUGAAAAGAAGCAAGAAGCAGCCGCCCACCGUGCUUUCGAUGCUACUAAACUUGCGGAUGGCGAGCGUCGCAUGGACUUCCGUUCUCCUGGCGCAGUCAAUCUGCGCGAAAUUUUUGACGUUGGUUAUUCGGUUCAUCGACAAGAAGAGGAGGCCAAGCGACGGAAGCAAAUCGGCACCAAAGGUCUUGCGCCAUCUCGACUUGCUGAUUUAAAUGAGUCAGAUGACGAGGAAGAGAAUUCUGAUCCGGAGUACGUUCACAAGAAUGAUGCUUCCCAGCUCGAACAACGAAUGCGUGAUACAAGUCUGGGUAAGACCCAGGAGCGUGGACGGGAACGAGAGCGGGCCGUCGUCGAAACUCACCAGAAAGGUUAUGGUCAACACAGUGCAACCGUGACGCAAGCUGCUCGACAGCAGGUGCGCGACCGCAACAAGCAGAAGGGUGCCUUUGAGCUGAGUCUUGAUGGCGCAACGCUUUUGGGACGACGGGCCGGAAAGCCUACCGCUAGAGUCGGUGGGAUUUAG
This is a messenger RNA of Pseudomassariella vexata, 1848 nucleotides long. Its product is annotated as kinase-like domain-containing protein. Gene Ontology annotation, biological process: protein phosphorylation. Gene Ontology annotation, molecular function: ATP binding; protein kinase activity. The record is from RefSeq and is a predicted model, not a curated record. Bases 1 to 1848 code for a protein of 615 amino acids. NCBI's taxonomy places the organism in Eukaryota, Fungi, Ascomycota, Sordariomycetes, Amphisphaeriales, Pseudomassariaceae. The transcript has 5 exons.